This is a messenger RNA of Tetrahymena thermophila SB210, 1806 nucleotides long. Its product is annotated as Trk system potassium uptake protein TrkA, amine-terminal domain protein. The record is from RefSeq and is a predicted model, not a curated record. The transcript has a single exon. NCBI's taxonomy places the organism in Eukaryota, Ciliophora, Oligohymenophorea, Hymenostomatida, Tetrahymenidae.
AUGGGUUGCAGUUCAAGUAAAUCUUCUCCUGUAAGUUCUAGCGUUUUAGUUUUAGGUGCAACAGGUAACAUAGGUAAAGCUACAGUCUUGACUCUUAAGAAACACCAUGUUAAUGUUACUGCUGGUGUAAGAGACCCUAAUAGCAAAGAGGCUUAGGAAUUAGUCAAUUAAGGAGUUAAAGUUAUCUAAGCAGAUAUGAGCUCCGAAGAAGAUGCUUUAGCUGAAAAGUUAAAGGGUUUUGAAUCCGUUUUCAUUAACUCCCCUGGACACAUUGACCGUGCUAAGAUUACCAUCAACGCUUCCAAAGCCGCUAAGAAGGCUGGAGUGCAAUACAUCCUUGUAGUCUCAGUUUUAGUUGUCGAUAAUGAAGUACUUUUUGGCAAGCAAUUUAGAGAAAUAGAGAACGAAGUGAAAAAUUUAGGAGUCAGCUAUGGAAUUCUCCGUUUACCUAUUUUCUAUGAAAAUAUGCUUAUGCAAUCACAGGCUAUUGCUCAAUAAGGUUGCUUCUAUGGCCCAGUAAAUGCUGAUGCUUAAUUCUGCUAAGUUUCUGUUUAAGAUGCUGGAAAUGCCGCUGCUUCAAUAGUAAGUCAUUACAAAGAUUAUAAAAAUCAAAUAUUCUAAAUUACAAGCGAUAAGAAGAGCUAAAAUGAAAUAGCAAGCGAGCUUUCUAAAGUAGUAGGUAAGGAAGUUAAAUACGUUUAAGUUAGCUAUGAAGAUGCAAAGAAAUCCUUCAUUGAUCAUCACCUUCCUGAAUGGUAAGCAGAUGGUAUUUUAGAACUCUUCAAGCUUAUAGAUGAUAAAAAUCCUAGUUAAUUAGUAUUAACUAAUAGCUUUAAAGAAGUCACUGGAGGUAAUACCACUAGCAUUCAUGACUGGAUUGCAUAGCAUAAGUAAGCUUUUGGAGCAAAGGAAGAAAUCAAGAAGGAAGGCAUUAUUGUACUUGGUGCAUCAGGUAAUAUUGGUUCAGCAACUGUUAAAGCUCUUAUAGAGAAAAAGGCACAUGUAACUGCUGGUGUUAGAGAUGUUUCUAAAGCUAAUGCCAAAGAACUUGAAGCAGCUGGAGCAAAAGUAGUUCAUGCAGAUAUGAGCUAAGGUUAGUCAGAACUUGCUGCAAUUUUAGCUCAUUAUAAAGCCGUAUUUUUGGUAACUCCAUCAACUGAAAAUCGUGCAUAAAUAGUUUCAAAUGCUAUCAAAGCAGCUAAAGAAGCUAAAGUAGAAUAUUUGUUAGUUGUAUCUGUAGCAGUUGCAGGUAACCAUGAUGUUCUCUUUGGAAGACAGUUUGGAGAAAUAGAAUCAGAAGUUUAAUAAAGUGGUUUGAACUAUGGAUUCCUUAGACUACCAAUGUUCACAGAAAAUUUCUUUGGUUCAGCAGCAACAAUUAGCAGCUAAAAUACCUUCUAUGGUCCUAUUGAUGGUCACUUUAAAAUGACUAGCGUUUCUUGCCACGAUGCUGGUGUUGCUGCAGCAGAAAUUCUCCAUCACCACGAUAAACAUCACAAUAAAACAUACACAAUUGUUAGCGACUUACAGUCAUAAGAUGAAACUGCUCACUCAUUCACUAAUGCCCUUGGAAGAGAAGUUAAAUAUGUUAACGCUACUGUAGAAGGAACUAAAUAAGCCUUGGUUGCCUUCCUCCCUGAAUGGCAAGUAAAUGGUAUUAUUGAACUCUAUUAACUUGCAGAGAAGUAAGAUGCUUCAGUUUCUACUUUAAGUCAUGAUUUCAAAACUAUUACAGGCAAAGAUCCUACAUCAAAUGAAGCAUGGAUUAAAUAACAUUAAAAUGCUUUUGCUGCUAAAACAGAAUGA